This is a messenger RNA of Lolium perenne, 693 nucleotides long. NCBI's taxonomy places the organism in Eukaryota, Viridiplantae, Streptophyta, Magnoliopsida, Poales, Poaceae. The record is from RefSeq and is a predicted model, not a curated record.
AUGCGGCGCUCCGUGGCGCUUCCUCUGCUGGGGAAGAUGCACCCCAUGAAUGGUACAGUUCUGGUACUAUUUUUAGUCCGCUCCCCUGCGCUGCGGCAUAAUGUGACACGGGGGAACUGCGGCAGUGCAGGGGAGCGGGCUCCGGAAUGCAGGCGUCACGCAGUUGAGGAGGAUGAUGGCUGCGCUGCCACAGGCGUGCAGGCGCCGCGCAGGCGAGGCGGAGGACGGCCGCAGGGGCUCCGGCUACCAGGGUGGCCGGGGUUCAGCGCGGGCUCCGGCGUGCAGGCACCGCGCAGCUUGAGGAGGAUGACGGACGCAUUGCCACCGGCGUGCGGGCGCCGCUUAGGCGAGGCGGAGGACGGCCGCAGGGGCUUCGGCAUGCAGGCGCGGCUCGGCUCCGGCGUGCGGGCGCCACGCACGCGAGGCGAGAGACGGCCGCGCGGGCUCCGGCGUGCAGGGGCCGCAGUGGGUCCGGCGUGGAGGCGCCGCGCACGCGAGGCGGGAGACGGCCGCACGGGCUCCGGCGUCCAGGGGCGCGCUGGCGAGGGGCCCGAGGAUUGGGUCGGCGGGGUUGAGGGAAAGGGAGGAAGAGGAGGACGGCCGGGCGGGUGGGCGGGCGGGCUCAGCCAUAGUGGCGCCGAGGCGGAGCCGGAGGACGGCCGCGAGGGCUCCGGCGUGCAGGGGGCGCGCUAG